AUGGAAUAUGAGUGCAGAGCAGCGGUAGUAGCUUCUUUUCGUGUCGGGAAGAAGCCUGCAGAAGUGAUGGCCUGGUUUGGGUUCAAGAGAACCAUGGUCAUAGACACUUGGAUGAUGUGGACGGCAUGUGAGAACAAGGAUGAGUUUACUGCCAAACAAAAGGCCCACAAUGUAGAUUUUUCAGCUGUUAGGACCGAUGAGUUUGAUGUUGCUGUCAAGGAGACAGUCAACAAUGAUGGAAGCCAGAGCUACAUCAAGAUCACCACUGACAUGGACUGUCACAUGUUGACGAUCUGCCAAACAAUCAAGAAGGACAUUAGUUACUCCUCCUACUGCAAGUCUCACCACAAGCUCAUCACGAAUGCCUCCAAGGAGUCGAGGAAGGCCAAGGUGGCAACUUUGCUGAAUGAGCUGAAGCAUGGGUCUACCGGGAUGCAGAGUUUCUUCUCUGAUGAAAAGAAUUUCACCCAGGGCCAGACACACAACAGGCAGAACGGCAGGUGGAUCUACAAAGACAUCAAAGUGGUUCCGUCAUGA
Molecule: messenger RNA, 537 nt
Organism: Acanthosepion pharaonis
Lineage: Eukaryota; Metazoa; Mollusca; Cephalopoda; Sepiida; Sepiidae
Source: the annotation of a GenBank genome assembly